This is a messenger RNA of Dichomitus squalens LYAD-421 SS1, 1870 nucleotides long. RefSeq lists its product as uncharacterized. Bases 45 to 1793 code for a protein of 582 amino acids. The transcript is spliced from 2 exons. Lineage: Eukaryota; Fungi; Basidiomycota; Agaricomycetes; Polyporales; Polyporaceae. The record is from RefSeq and is a predicted model, not a curated record.
AGACCGUAUACAUUCCUAGGCUCGAAUCUGUCUUCGAUCCCGCCAUGACCACUGCCACGCGUCGCUCGCUGACCGACGUCCCGGACAUCCUCUAUAAUGUAUUUUCCCACUUCGACGUGCACGCCGUCUGGUACGACGAUAACAGAUCUGCCGCACUCUACGAUUCUCGUCGAUCCCUGGCGAUGGCCGCGAGGACUUGUCGGGCCUUCACUAAUCCAGCUCUGAAGAUGCUUUGGAGCAGCCUUCCUGAUGACCAGCCUCUUGCCGAUCUCCUUUGUACUCUUGGGAUCGCGACGAGAGAACGAGACUUGGACUCUCAGUCACGCCAUGACGAUGACAAGCCCCAACGAUAUCUGCUGCCCACAGACGAUGUUGGAGGAUACCCGGAUUUCGAUGCUAUAGACUCAUAUGAGCGCCGUUGGAAACGGGCAAGAAGAUAUGAUGUCGAUUAUUCCAUCUCCACCCCUGGUGACCCCCGAACACACGUCCACUGGGCUCGCUUCGUUCAGUAUGCAUCCCGCGUUCGUGCCGUUGCGCUCUUCAUCUUUGACGGUCCCAAAUGGUCAAGGCUCUGGGAUGAGUUACAGCAUGCAACAGGCGGUAUCACGAUUCUGCCGAUGCUCGAUACUGUCACAUUCUGCGAGAUCGGACCCAGGCGAGCUCUGACACCCGGAAUCUUUGCUCUCAUUCCCCCUUCUGUUGGCAAACUCCGCCUUCCGUUGCCCCCUUCACGCCUUGAUCCAUCCAUGAUACGGACAUACUUCCCCCAGAUUCGCCACAUGGACGUGCAGCCCGAGUGUGGCGUUGAAGACCUCCGGAUGCUGGCUGGGUUUCCUACAUUGCGGUGCCUCUCCAUCUCGGUAUCCUUUGCCGUUCCUUCUCCGAACCUCACCCUUCCAGUUUUGGGGACACUGGUGAUGGAAGGUUCGUGGCCGAACCUUACUACGCUGCUCAACAGCGCGCAUCUUCCGUCGCUACACACGCUCUCGGUAACAGGUUGGGAAGGUGAAGAUAACGCUUCCAAGCUCGCCAUGGAUGCCAUACAGUGUUUCCACGCCAUCUCCCGCUACAAGUCCAUCACCUAUCUGUCGAUAUACACAAUACAUACCCCUCAGUACCAAGACGGCUGCGUCGAGCCUGAUAUUCCGGAGGUGGAGGGUACCUUCGAUGGAACUCUUCUGGACACUAUGCGCCCUUUGCUUUCCCUCCGUUCCCUCCGAUAUCUCACGACCAGGCUCCCAGACUACCUGGUGGGGACCGAAUCCGACCUCUCCUUGAUGGCAGAUGCGUGGCCUGACCUCGUCGAGCUCCACCUUGUCAUCUGGGUAUAUCAAGGUUGGAGCAGAGCCUAUACUCCGCGCCCAGAACGUCCGUACGGCGGUCGGCUGGAGGGCAUCGCGCAUUUCGCCGGCAAGUGCCCCCGGCUCCGUGUUCUACAUCUCCCUGCGAUGGAGAUAGCGGAGGAGUCUCUUGGAGCUGUCGAGUUCCCCAGCGAGACUCAUGACCUACAAACGCUCGUCAUCGAGAAGGUGCUGUUCCCCUAUGGAAGGGCGGACCUGGCGGGGCAGAUGUCGGAACUCGUCCGACGUGUGUUUCCUCGGGUCGCGUCCGCAUUUGAACAAGAUCAGAUCAGGUUCGGAAAGGAGGAGUUCUAUUUUUCCGACGAUGACUCCGACCCUGGAGAGGAGGAGGAGGAGGAGGGACAGGAGACUUGGGGCUUCGUGAAAGGUGCUUCUGGUCGAUGUGAUGAUUGUACUAAGCAUAUGCGGCUUAGGUGGAGAGUCGCCUGGUGACGUAUGAUCGAUAUAUGCCGUCUAGAGAAGCAGGCCCUUAGACAUAAAGAAAUGCGUUACGUCGUUGACCUUCUCAU